CUCACCACCACCUCCUCCUGUGUCCAGUGCCACUGCCGCUCUGCGCCAUGCAGUCACUCGCGCUGUCGCAGAAGCUGCGCUCGCUGGCGCUGCUGCCGCGGCUCACCGCCACCGCGCAACCGCCGCCACACUGCUGCCGCUGCGGCGCCUCCACCUCGCGCGCCCUCAGCUCGUCGGCCAGCGCGGCAAAGGCAAAGGUCGGCAGCUUCCGCAAUGCAAAGUGGGACGCCAAGGAGGUCGAGCGCGCACGCCUGGCGCCCAUGGUCGAGAAGAAGAAGGAGCGCGACACGAAGCGCCGCGGCAAGCUCAUUGAGCGCCUCGCCGCGCAGGGCAUCGAAUACCAGCCCGGCUUGCGCCGCAAGCACGACGAGCAGGAGGAGCAGGACGACGAAGAGGCGCCGCCGCCGCCGACGUUCCUGCCGCGGCCCAAGAAGAAGGCGCCGGAUCCGAGCGAGCCGAAGCUCGGCAAGCUGCCCAAGGCGCAGCUCGGCAAGAAGACGCCCGUCGUGCCCUCCACACUCGCCUUGCCGCCGUACAUUACGGUGGCGCACCUGGCGAAGGCAUUGGGCAUGCGGAUGCGCUCGCUGCAGGCAACCAUGUCCAAGUCCGGCUUCACUGAUCUGCGGCCCGACUUGCUGCUCAGCUUCGACGACGCCGCGCUGCUGUCCGCCGAGUACGGCAUGGACGGCGUGCCGCUCGAUGCCUCCUCUGCCGACUACGACAUCUACCCGACGCCGCCGCUCGCUGCCGAGCAGCGCUCCGGCGCGCCACUGCGGCCACCAGUCGUGACCAUUAUGGGGCACGUCGAUCACGGCAAGACGACGCUGAUGGACAAGCUGCGGAGCGCCAGUGUGGCCGCCGGCGAGGCUGGUGGCAUCACGCAGCACAUCGGUGCGUUCUCCGUGCCUGUCGCAUCGCGCCGCAACGCAGACGGCAGCCGCGACACGAACGCUGCCGCAUCGUCAGAGGGCGUGGUGGACACGGUCACAUUCCUCGACACACCUGGCCAUGCAGCGUUCAGCGCUAUGCGCGGGCGCGGCGCAGCUGUGACGGACAUCGUGGUGCUCGUCGUUGCUGCAGACGACGGCGUCAUGCCGCAAACGCGCGAAGUCAUCGAGCUCGUCGAGUCGCUACGCGAGGAGGAAGAGACGAGCCAGCUCAAGCGCAAUGCCGAGGCCAAGACGGAGGGCGAGGCGAGCAAGCAGGGCGGCCUGCAGCUCGUCGUGGCCAUCUCCAAGACGGACAAGCCUGACGCCGAGCCAGACCGCGUGCGUCGCGAGCUGCUCGCGGCGGGUGUGCAGCUCGAGGAGUUCGGCGGCGACGUGCCGUGCGUCGAGGUCUCGGGCAAGACGGGCGCCGGCCUGCCCGAGCUCGAGGAGACUCUGGCAGCCCUGGCCGAGAUGGCUGACCUGCGUGCCGAGCGCAAGGACGUGCCGCCAGAGGGCUUCAUCAUCGAGAGCAAGGUCGACAAGGCACGCGGCACGACCGCCACUGUGCUCGUCAAGCGUGGCUCUCUCGGCGUCGGCGACGUGAUCGUCGCUGGGCGGGCCUACUCCAAGGUCCGCGCGCUGCUCGACGCCGGCGGCCGGCCGAUCAAGGGGCGCGCCAUGCCCGGCGACCCUGUCGUCGUGACUGGCUGGCGCAAGCUGCCCAAGGCCGGCGACGAGGUGCUGGGCGUCUUUGACUCUGCCGACGGCACGCAGAAGGCCGAACAGCUGGCGAAGAAGGCCGUCAUGACGCGCGACCGCGUCGAGGAGCGGCGGCGGCACGGCCUCGACGUAGAGAGCAUCAACGAGAACCGCCGGCAGCUGGCGGCCAAGGAGGAGCUCAAGGCGCGGCGCGAGUUCGAGGAGCGCAAGCGCAAGCGCGAGCUGCGCGAGGCCGAGGCCGCCGGCGUGCAGGUGUCGGCGGAGGAGUACGAGGCGACGCUGGAAGCCGAGUCGGAGGAGGCCGCCGCCGAUGCCGACGUCAAGGAGCUGCGCCUCGUCGUCAAGGCCGACUUCAGCGGCACGAUUGAGGCCGUCGUGGGCGCCAUCUCGGGCAUCGGCAACGCCGACGUGCGCGUCAAGAUAGUCAGCGAGGGCGUCGGCGAGCCGACGGACGGCGACGUGGCCAUGGCGCAGGCCGUCGGCGGCCACGUGCUGGGCUUCAACGUCAAGGCGUCGCGCGGCGUGCUCAACGUUGCGGCGCGCAGCAUCCCGCCGGUGCAGGUGCACUGCGACGACGUCAUCUACCGCCUCAUGCAGCACGUCUCGAAGCAGUGCGCCGAGCUGCUGCCGCCGACGAUUGAGACGCGCGUGCUGGGCGAGGCGACGAUUGCGCAGGUCUUCAAGAUCAACACGCAGGGCCGCCAGUUCCGCAACGUUGCCGGCUGCCGUGUGGUCAACGGCUCCAUCACUGCCAACGCCACGGUGCGCGUGCUGCGCGGCGGCGGCGGCGGAGCCGAUGCCGACGGCAAGACGGACGCGCGCGAGGUUGUGUGGAGCGGCAAGCUCGACUCGCUCAAGCAGGGCAAGAAGGAGGUCGACGAGAUCCGCAAGGGCACCGAGUGCGGCCUCUCGUUUGAGGGCUUCGAGGGCUUUGAGGAGGGCGACACGGUGCAGAGCUUCAGCACCGUCGAGGUGCCGCGCUCGCUGUGAGCGCGUGGGGGCGACAGGCGAGGAGAGAUAAUAUUACACCACUCAGUCACGUCG
Molecule: messenger RNA, 2693 nt
Organism: Tilletiopsis washingtonensis
Lineage: Eukaryota; Fungi; Basidiomycota; Exobasidiomycetes; Entylomatales
Exons: 2
Coding region: 48-2639 (863 amino acids)
Molecular function (GO): GTPase activity; GTP binding
Source: RefSeq, a predicted model, not a curated record